AUGGGCGCAGAGGUCGAGCCACUGCCGCUGUACGAGCAGUCUAGCCAGGACAGGCAAGCACACAGGGACUGGCGGUUCUCUGUGAGCUCACUGGCCAAAAUGCGACAAGACCUCAACCGAGCUGCCAUCCAGCGGAUCAAGUCGACCCUAGAAGAGGACAGAGCGGCGACAAGCGCAGGCACAGAGAGCGACGCGGCAGAUCCAUCAGAACUCACUUUCCUCUCCGUCCAGGACGAGCAGGCCCUCGUGUCCUUCUACUUGACCAAGAUCGCUCAGAUCUCCCAAGCACCCUUCUUCCGCUUCUCCCACACCGUCGAGUCGACCGCCAUGACGUUCCUCAAGCGUUUCUACUUACGCAACACGUGCAUGGACUAUCAUCCAAAGAAGAUCAUGCUGACUUGCUUAUUCCUCGCGACCAAGACCGAGAAUCAAAUGGUGCCCAUCGACUUCUUUGCGAGCAAACUCAAGGAGGAUCAAGCUGCCAUACUUUCGCUCGAGUUUGUCAUCAGCCAAUCGCUCAAGUUCCAGUACUCUGUCCAUGGAGCUCACAACGCUCUGCGGGGCCUUUCGCUCGAUCUGCAAAGCCUGCCCGGCUUGGAUGAGACGCGCUCGGCCGGUGCUCUCGAACGCGCACGAGAGACCGUCAAAGCCUCCCGUCUCACAGAUCUCGAGUUUGUCUUUCCGCCCUCGCAGAUCGCUCUGCUUGCAUUAUGGCAAGCAGACACCGAAUUGGCAGAGCAAUGGCUCCAGUCGAAAUUAGAUCGUCUUCAGCCGCACCAAGGGCAACUUAAAGAGAUGUCCGCCCUUGGCAAUGUGCUUACCACAGCGCAAGAGCUACUAGCCAGUCAAUCGGCACAGUGCACAGCAGCAACGACAGAGGUCGUCAGAACGAUCGACAAGCGGCUUAGGUUGUGCACCAAUCCUGCCAAAGAUCCCAACUCUGCAAUCUCCAAGAAACGCCAGGCACAGGUCGAAGCCGAACAACUCGAGAAGAAGCGAGCCAAAGCGGAGACGCAUGCUGCGAAAGUGGAAGAGGAGGAUCCAUUCAAUUGA
Messenger RNA from Mixia osmundae IAM 14324, 1053 nucleotides. RefSeq lists its product as uncharacterized. Gene Ontology annotation, biological process: regulation of transcription by RNA polymerase II; regulation of cyclin-dependent protein serine/threonine kinase activity. Gene Ontology annotation, molecular function: cyclin-dependent protein serine/threonine kinase regulator activity. Bases 1 to 1053 code for a protein of 350 amino acids. The record is from RefSeq and is a predicted model, not a curated record. NCBI's taxonomy places the organism in Eukaryota, Fungi, Basidiomycota, Mixiomycetes, Mixiales, Mixiaceae. The transcript is spliced from 4 exons. Gene Ontology annotation, cellular component: transcription factor TFIIK complex; nucleus.